Molecule: messenger RNA, 1317 nt
Organism: Penicillium subrubescens
Lineage: Eukaryota; Fungi; Ascomycota; Eurotiomycetes; Eurotiales; Aspergillaceae
Product: tRNA methyltransferase TRM7
Exons: 1
Coding region: 1-1317 (438 amino acids)
Biological process (GO): cytoplasmic translation; tRNA methylation
Cellular component (GO): cytoplasm
Molecular function (GO): tRNA methyltransferase activity
Source: RefSeq, a predicted model, not a curated record
AUGGGCAAGUCGUCCAAAGACAAGCGCGAUGCCUAUUAUCGCCUAGCGAAAGAGCAAAAUUGGCGCGCCCGCUCCGCCUUCAAGCUAAUUCAAAUUGACGAGCAAUUCGACCUUUUCGAAUACGAGAACCCGGACCGUGUAACGAGAGUCGUGGAUCUUUGCGCUGCACCGGGCAGCUGGAGUCAGGUCCUCAGUCGCGUUUUGAUCAAGGGCGAGAGCUUCGGACGACGGGCGUGGAUCGACAAGAAACGGAGAGAGAAAGAGGUAUUGGACAAUGCCAACAAUACGACCACUGGCAGUGACAAUGAAUCCGAAAUUCCCUUUGGAGAGAGCGACCCAAGCUCCGAAUUGAAACCUCGGAAGAAUGUCAAAAUUGUCUCAAUCGAUCUCCAACCUAUGGCCUCGCUCGAGGGUAUUACCACUCUCAAAGCCGAUAUCACCCACCCUUCUACAAUUCCUCUCCUCCUGCGUGCGCUAGACCCCGAAGCCUACGAAUCCUCUACACCCUCCACCGACUCUCCAUCACAAACUCCAGUAGCGAUUAAGCAACCUCACCCAGUUGACUUGGUCAUCUCCGAUGGUGCGCCAGACGUGACAGGUCUGCACGACCUUGAUAUCUAUAUCCAAUCACAAUUGCUAUACGCUGCGCUGAACCUUGCUAUGGGAGUACUGCGGCCAGGCGGCAAAUUUGUCGCUAAGAUUUUUCGAGGUCGGGAUGUCGACCUUCUCUAUGCGCAAUUGCGCACUGUCUUUGAGCGAGUGAGUGUUGCCAAACCACGAAGCAGUCGUGCUAGCAGUCUAGAGGCGUUCGUGGUGUGUGAGGGAUUCAUCCCCCCUGUUAACGAGGAUGGACUGGCUGGUAUGGCAGCGUUGAAGAACCCUCUGUUUGGCGGGGCUGCAGCGCCGAAGCCCAUCUCUGAAGAUGGUAACCUGGCUGUGGAAGUGCGCGAGCAGCUGGACGAAGACACCAAUGCUCGUCCACUUUUGGUACAACCGUCCUCCACCGAGAACGUACUCACACCUGGUCACUCAGUUGAGGUGCGCCAUCUGCAAACGUCCACAUCAGAGGAUCAAGUUCCCUCGCAGAAGCUCCAGAGCAAAUUUGCAGUAGAGCAUCGGUGGAUCCCAUCUUUCAUUGCUUGUGGUGAUCUCUCGGCUUGGGACUCGGAUGCGACUUAUGCUCUUCCUCCUGACUACGUUGCGCUAAACCCGGUGCAGCCUCCCACAGCUCCUCCUUAUCGGAAGGCUUUGGAAUUGAGAAAACAGAUGGGUGGGGCCUAUGGAAAGACCAAGGUCAGGAUAGCUGGGCAAUCAUAA